AUGCACCUGGUGGUACAGGAAAAACUUUUUUUGAUUUCAUUAAUAUUAGCAACAAUUCGCUUACAAAAUAAAAUUGCAUUUGCACUCGCUUCGUCGGGAAUCGCAGCAACUUUGCUUGAAGGUGGUCGAACAGCCCAUUCAGCACUAAAAUUGCCAUUAAAUAUGCAAAGCAAUGAAACUCCAACCUGUAACAUUUCGAAGAACUCUGCAAUGGCAAAGGUUUUGCAGCAAUGUCAAUUGAUUGUUUGGGAUGAAUGCACGAUGGCUCAUAAUAAAUCGUUGGAGGCUUUAGACAGAACUUUAAAAGAUCUACGGAGCAAUUAUAACCGUGGUGGUGCAAUGAUUUUAUUAGCAGGAAAAGGUCAAACAUUGCCAGUGAUUCCACGAUCAACGCCAGCUGAUGAACUCAAUGCAUGUCUAAAGUCCUUCAAUUUGUGGAAACAUGUCAAAGUACUUCAUUUAAGCAAGGAUAUGCGUGUCGAGUUACAAAAUGACCAACCUGGAAACACAUUCUCUAAACAACUCAUURACAUUGGUAAUGGCAAAUUUCCUAURGACAUGUUGACUGACUGCAYUAACUUUCCUCGAAGUUUUUGUCAGUUAACUCGAUCAAAAGAUGAACUUAUUCAGAAGGUGUUUCCAGAUGUUGCUUGA
Diuraphis noxia (Russian wheat aphid) is the source of this 654-nucleotide messenger RNA. RefSeq lists its product as uncharacterized. NCBI's taxonomy places the organism in Eukaryota, Metazoa, Arthropoda, Insecta, Hemiptera, Aphididae. The record is from RefSeq and is a predicted model, not a curated record.